Haemonchus placei is the source of this 567-nucleotide messenger RNA. The record is from the annotation of a GenBank genome assembly. Lineage: Eukaryota; Metazoa; Nematoda; Chromadorea; Rhabditida; Trichostrongylidae.
AUGUCUCAGCCUCAAUUACCAGAUUUUCCGCAAGAUGUUCCUGAAGUAGAUGCGGCUGCUAUAGAAAAGAUAGCACGCCUGGCUCUUAAUCAUACUUUGUUACUGGAAAAUCGCGAUGAAAAACCGGAAAGAAUUCCGGAUCUGGAAAGUUUUGGGUUGUCGCCCCAGGAAACUGAACUGUUGUUGUCGUUCUUUACCGGUAUGUGGGCAUAUUUCAUUUACCAUCGACUUGGCGGACAGUCACUAUCGAAUGUGCUAGAGUCGUUGCUACCUCCUUCUUAUGUUGAAGUUGUUACCGCUAUUUGGUAUUCGGAUGGACCAUCCGUUUAUACUCACUUAGCCCGUCGAACAGCUUCAAAUACACCUCGAGUUCAAGACGUCUCAUGGAGUAUAUGGUCUCAAACAACAAGUGAUUACACACUUGAAAAAAACGAUCAGCAUGGAAUUCGAUUGGACAUUGAGACCGAUAAAGGAAUAAAACCUGUCUUCCUCACGUCUUCCCAAGUGGCAAAACUUCACAGCGAAACCGUUCGGAUACAAACGGAAAUCGAUAAGUUACUUGAAUGA